GACUGGCUCCGUUCCCCCGGUCAGCAAACUGAAAGAAGUCAUUGGCUUUUUGGAGAAGAAAGUCUCCCAGUCUCUCUGGUAAGUCUUCCCCUUCUCCCGUGCUGAGACGCUAUUUCUCCUUCGCCCCGACUGCACGUGCUGCGGGAUACCUCAGGCAUACCUCUCUGCCUCAUUGUCUAUAUCUCUCUGUCUUCUUCCUUGUCUCCCUCUCUGUAUCUAUCUCCCUACCUCGUUAUUUCUCCCUUUCUCUACCUCUUCGUCUUCUUGUCUAUCCAUGCCACCAUAUUGUCUGCAGGAUUGCCAUUACUUCUACCGCAGUGCUCUUCGUCUUUUGUCUAUUCCUACCCUACUCGCCUGCCUCUUUGCUUAGCUAUCCAAUUCUGAAUUCUGAAUACUGGAUACUGGACACUGGACUGGAAUAGGGCUAAUUUAUUAUAAUGUCAUACUCAUCGCUUGCAGUGCGCUACUUUACCACUCCCAAACCCCUAGGUGAUGCUAUGGAGAACUCCUCCCAGGCCUCGCAUGGGCUGGAUACCAAGAUUAUCCCCUCCUCCCAGAGUCCCGUAAAGGGGAACAACAACAGUACAUCGUCAUCCUCGUCGACCUCAACCACGACUUUGGAUCAGCAGAUGACCAACGGUAAAAGCAGGGGUCUGACAUUUGCCAACCAGGAAUCACUGCCCAAGCUGCCUAUCCCGGAACUCGAGGAGACAUGUCGCAAGUACUUGGAGGCGCUGGCACCGUUACAGACAGCCAGAGAGCAGGAGGAGUCGAGACUUGCCGUCCAGGACUUUCUCCGCACAGAUGGGCCUCUCUUGCAGGAGAGACUGAAGAAUUAUGCUUCCUCCAAGACGAGCUUUAUUGAACAGUUCUGGUACGAUUCGUAUCUCAACUAUGACAAUCCCGUCGUGCUCAAUCUGAACCCCUUCUUUCUGCUGGAAGAUGACCCAACCCCCAGUCGGAACAACCAGGUGACCCGGGCAGCCUCGCUCGUCGUCUCGGCACUAUCCUUUGUGCGCGCGGUGCGUCGCGAGGAGCUGCCGCCGGACACGGUGCGUGGCACGCCGCUGUGCAUGUACCAGUACUCACGCCUGUUUGGCACGGCGCGCGUGCCCACGGACAACGGGUGCAUCAUCAGCCAGGAUCCGACGGCGAAACACAUCGUCGUCCUGUGCCGCGGCCAGUUCUACUGGUUCGAUGUGUUGGACAACAAUCACGAUCUGAUCAUGAGCGAGAAGGACAUCUCGGUCAACCUGCAGGUCAUCGUGGGCGACGCCGAGCAAACCCCCAUCCAGGAUGCGGCCAAAGGCGCGCUCGGCGUGCUCAGCACGGAGAACCGGAAAGUGUGGUCGGGCCUGCGCGACAUCCUGACCAAGGAGACCGGGUCGAACAACGCCGAGUGCCUCAACAUCGUCGACACGGCGCUCUUCGUCCUCUGUCUCGACUACACCGAGCCGUCGAGCACGGCAGAGCUGUGCGGCAACAUGCUGUGCGGCACCAGCGAGGUCGUGCGCGGCGUGCAGGUGGGCACCUGUACCAACCGCUGGUACGACAAGCUGCAGAUCAUCGUGUGCAAGAACGGCAGCGCCGGUAUCAACUUUGAGCACACGGGCGUCGACGGCCACACCGUGCUGCGCUUCGCCAGCGACCUCUACACCGACACCAUCCUGCGCUUCGCCAAGACGAUCAACGGGCAGGCGCCCAGCCUGUGGGCGACGACCAGCCCGGACCCGGCGCGCCGCGAUCCACGAAGCUUCGGCAACGUGAGCACGACGCCGCGCAAGCUCGAGUGGGACAUGGCGCCCGAGCUGAGCAUCGCGCUGCGCUUCGCUGAGUCGCACCUGGCCGACCUGCUGCAGCAACACGAGUUCCAGGUGCUCGACUUUGAGGGCUACGGCAAGACCUUCAUCACCUCCAUGGGUCUCUCGCCCGAUGCCUUUGUGCAGAUGGCCUUCCAGGCCGCCUACUACGGGCUCUACGGCCGCGUCGAGAACACCUACGAACCCGCCAUGACCAAGACCUUCCUGCACGGCCGCACCGAGGCCAUCCGCACCGUCACCUCGGAGUCGCUCGACUUUGUCAAGAUCUUCUGGGGCGACAAUCCGGCCAAAGACAAGGUCGACGCUCUCCGCACGGCCACCCAAAAGCACUCGGCCACCACCAAGGACUGUGCCCGCGGCCACGGACCCGACCGUCACCUCUACGCCAUGUAUUGUCUCUGGCAGCGGUCGUUUGAAGACAACACCUCGGUUGUCGACAGUAUUGGCGACACCGGCUCCUCUCAGGAUUCUGCCAGCCCGGUGCUUGAAAUACCUUCUUCUUCUUCUUCUUCUUCUUCUUCUCCUACUGCCAUCGGUGGUGGCGGCGGCGGCGGCGGCGGCGGCGACUCUAACUCUCCUCGACUUGCCUCCCCAGUCUCGGACUACGACGGCCUCUCGUCCGUUUCAAACGGUUACAGCAGCGUACGGCUCCGGACAACGACACCCAGCAUUUUCACCGACCCCGGCUGGGACAAGAUCAACAACACCAUUCUGUCGACAUCUAACUGCGGCAACUCGUCACUGCGCCACUUCGGGUUCGGCCCGACCUCCGGCGACGGGUUUGGGAUCGGGUACAUCAUCAAGGACGAUUCGAUCUCCAUCUGCGCAAGCUCCAAGCACCGCCAGACCGCCCGCCUCAUGCAUACCCUCGAGUCAUACCUGCACGAGAUCCGCAAGCUGCUGCGCGCGACCACGACCCGCAAACCCGUCAGUCCACGCACCAGCCGCGCCCGCGAGCUCGAGAUCCUCUCCGAACGCCUGCACUCCGAUACCACGCACCAUCACCAUCACCACCAGCGGCGCGGGCGGAUUGUGCGCGGGGACGCCAAUUCAACCAGGGGAGGGGCCGACACCCCGACCACGGCGGAUAGUGGGGACAUCGAUGAUGAUGGGAUGGGCGGAUAUGGCUUCUUCGAUGCCGGCAUGCUGCUUCACGCAUUGAAAGGCGUGAGCGAGCGGGACCGAGGCGACAAGCCUGCCAAGCGACGCUUUGUGGGGAAAAAGCUCCAGCUAAAUGAAUAUUGAGGACAGAGUAUACAAUGAGUCUAUCUUAUAUACCCUAUGAAUAUGUUGUAACUACCGUGUACAAAGCUUACCUUCCAUGAACUUGUAUAGUACUAUAGUAUCUAACUAUACACUUCAUCUAUAGACUAACUAUGGAGUAUGGAGUAUGUACUCCAUACUCGUACAGGCAGACUACUUACUACAUAUCUUAUCGCGGUCAAUGCUUCAGUGGCUGGACACGGACAUGCAGCGCUACGUGGCCCAGUAGAUGGUGCAGUGCUCUGUGCUCUGUGCACAGGGCUACUCCGUACAGAGCAUGGAGGAUGUACCUAGUAUGCGCGUGUAUGUAGUAAGGGUUGCAUGCAUUUACAUUUCCA
Molecule: messenger RNA, 3421 nt
Organism: Penicilliopsis zonata CBS 506.65
Lineage: Eukaryota; Fungi; Ascomycota; Eurotiomycetes; Eurotiales; Aspergillaceae
Exons: 4
Coding region: 438-3065 (875 amino acids)
Biological process (GO): carnitine metabolic process
Cellular component (GO): mitochondrion
Molecular function (GO): carnitine O-acetyltransferase activity
Source: RefSeq, a predicted model, not a curated record